UAAGAUAAUCCAUUUCAGAGCUUUAAAACACUUGUUCCAUAGGUGUCUGCUGUGAAGUAAAGUAAUGAUAUUGUUUUCAGUACCCCAGCGCCAACGGCGGAGGUGCCAGCCAUCGGCCGUCCGCGCCGUGCUACCGCAUUUAACGGAGCAGCAGCAGCAGACCAACACGCUCCUGGCACAGCUAUGUGACGUUGGUGUACGGCAGGCCACGGCGUUGGAGCUCCUAGCCGACAACACCAGGCGGCAGGGCGAGGCACUGCAGCAGCUCGUCGACGAGGCGAGGCGUCAUCGGGAGGCCGCCAAACACCAGGCAAGGCAUCUUGAUGACGUGGCUCGCGAGCUGCAGGGCGUCGGUGCCCUCGUCCAGGCCCUCACUGCGACGCUCCAACGGCAGCCACGUGCGCCAUAAUUUCAAAAAUCGUUGUACAUAUGUUUCCAUUUUGUUCGUCUCAGAUGGGCUGGGACCCCACUUCAAGAGUAAGGUCAUAGAUGAGGUUUCCUGGCCAGACGUGUACUACACCAUGCAGAUAGAUGAAACCCCAAAACCGGAGCAGCAUGUUCAGCAACUGGAUAUCCUCUUGCGGUACUUUUCGAAAGCCCAACAGAAAGUUGUCAUUGAACACUUGCAGUCUUUUAACUUGGGUUGCGCCACAGCCAACAUUUUGGUUGACUGUAUUGAAAAAAGUGUUGCUGACCUGCCGAGGAACAAGUUCCUUUGUUUUUUUAGUGAUGGCCCUAACACAAUGAAGAGUGUCAAAACAAAGCUGAAGGAAGGAGUCUGUCCGAACCUUUUGGACAUCGGUGAGUGCAACUUGCAUAAAGUGCACAAUGCCUUCGGCACAGGCCUCAACUCUUUCGGCAGUGAUGUCGAGCUCUUCGUGUUAGAUGUAUACUACUUCAAGCAUGCCGUUCGAUCCUCGAACCUCAAGGAACAUCAGAAAGAGCUGGGAAUACAAGAGCACAUUUUCCUUCGACACGUUGGCAACAGAUGGCUCACUUUUCAAGACAGCCUUGAACGAGUAAUUGAGCAGCAUGAAGCACUAAAGGCCUACUUCAACACCCAGACAGAUUCUCGACCACCAGGUGCUGUGCUCAAGACUAGACUGGCAGCUGCGCUUGGUGACAAGAAGAUGCUGGCAAAGAUGCUGUUUCUGCGGAGCACUGCUGAAAUAUUUGUAGUAUUUCAGGAAGUUUUCAGAAAGAUGAACCGCUGAUUCACAUUGUAUACUCUGAGUGUGUCAAUCUCAUGAAAAUGUUGCUGAGCCGCUUCGUAAGACAUGAAGUGUAUGCUUCUUUGUCUGGGUCAGAGCUUAGGCGUCUUGACGUGGGUGCAGCUACGGGUCUCAAACAAGCCCCUGAGAUUGGUCUAGACACAUAGAGAUGAAGGCUUGGGAUCCACAAGAAAAGAAAGCCUUCAGGACUGGUGCUCAAGCUUUCUACAAUGCAACGGCCAAGCAUCUCAUCAAGCAGCUUCCACUUGACAAUAAGUUGCUUCUUCACUUGCGCUUUCUGGAUCCAUCUAGCCACCUGACCAUGGAAGAAAGAGUGCAGUCAUUGAAGUACGUUGCAGCUUGUGUUCCGAACAUUGUCGAAACUGAGCAGGUGACUUGCUUGAUUGAUGAAUGGCAUUCGCUUCAUUGUCGGCCUGUAGUCAAUGGGGCAUCAUCCCACACUACCAGUGUUGGCAGCUACUGGGCUUCACUGCUGGCCACCGACUCCGCAAGAUACCCUCUCCUGUCAGUGCUUGUGCGUGCUAUGCUACCGCUUCCCCACGGCAAUGCCGAUUGUGAAAGGGGAUUCAGUGAGAAUAAGCAUAUUUUGGAUAACCGGUCAAGCUUGGCUAUCACAACCAUCAAUGGGAUCCGCCAAGUGAAG
This is a messenger RNA of Rhipicephalus sanguineus (brown dog tick), 1875 nucleotides long. RefSeq lists its product as uncharacterized. The record is from RefSeq and is a predicted model, not a curated record. NCBI's taxonomy places the organism in Eukaryota, Metazoa, Arthropoda, Arachnida, Ixodida, Ixodidae. The coding region runs from base 324 to 1214 and encodes 296 amino acids. The transcript has 2 exons.